GUUGUGCGUCACAGAGGCGGAUUCAGCGCUCGACGAACGUCACGGGGAUUUCGGAUUCGAGAUACGCAGUUCGGAGAAGUGGCGCGGCUUAUUUAGCUUGAGAUCUGCCUGCAUGCUCUCAGUGGCAACUCAGGUGUGAGUCGCGAUGGAUCCGUACAGCAAUAGGGGCCCGCAUUCGCAAGUGGAAUUGACUGUGUCGGCCAGGAACUUGGUUGAUCAAGAUGUGGUAUCUGCCUCUGAUCCUUUCUGCGUUUUGUCAAUGAGGAAGGUAGGAUCAGCACCGUACACAGAAGUGGGAAGAACCGAGACCCUGAAAAAUAAUCGAAAUCCUUCCUGGUCCAAGAAAUUCAUAUUGGAUUAUUUCUUUGAAGAAAGAUGUGAGUUGAAGUUUGAAAUAUAUGAUCGAGACAGCUCAAGUGAUGUACUUCGCAAACAUGACUUUGUUGGUGUGAUGGAAUGCAGCCUUGGAGAGAUUGUGGCAUGCGGAGGGAGACAAUUCACGAGAAGGCUCGCGAAGGCAGUGGGAUCCCCAACGCUUUCGAUUGUUGCUGAAGAGGUUUCAUCAUGCAAGGAAGAGGCUCAGAUGCAGUUCUCUGGCACAAAGCUUGAUAAAAAGGACACAUUUGGGAAGAGUGACCCCUUCCUCAUCUUCUCCAAGUCAAAUUCAGAUGGGAGUUUCAGUGUGGUGCACAGGACAGAGGUCAUGUCCAACACCCUUAACCCAAAGUGGAGGCCCUUUUCCCUUCCUGUUCAGAAGCUGUGCAAUGGAGACCACAACCGGACCAUCAAGGUGGAAUGCUUCGACUGGGACCGGGACGGUACACAUGAUCUCAUCGGGGAGACUACCACCACCCUCAAGCAACUGGCAGAAGGACCCAACAGCAGCAAAAAUCGCUAUGAACUCAUCAACCCUCGCAAGAGAAGCAAGAAGAAAUAUAAGAACUCGGGCAUUCUUGUGUUGAAUCUGUUCAAAUUGGAAGUGAAGCCUAGUUUCCUGGAUUAUGUGAAGGGUGGGACUCAGAUUCACUUCACAGUGGCGAUAGACUUCACUGCAUCCAAUGGACACCCUCAGGACCCAAGAUCCCUGCAUUACCGAAAUCCAAACGGGCUGAACCCCUACGCAAUGGCCAUCCGGGCUGUUGGAGACAUCAUCCAGGACUAUGACAGUGAUAAGCAGUUUCCAGCACUGGGUUUCGGUGCCCAAAUCCCUCCCAUGAAUCAAGUCUCUCACGAAUUCUACCUCAAUGGUCAUCCUGAGAACCCAUACUGUUCUGGAAUUGAUGGUGUCCUCCAGGCCUACUACAGUGCUCUCUACAGAGUGACCCUGCACGGACCAACAUAUUUUGCCCCCGUGAUCCGACACGUGUCUCGAUUCGCUGCGGCCAGUACGGGCCAGGACUACUUCAUCCUUCUCAUCAUCACGGAUGGCAUCAUCUGUGAUAUGGAUGCGACGAAGGAAGCACUGGUGCGUGCGUCUACCCUCCCGAUGUCGGUCAUCAUCGUGGGCGUCGGGAACGAGAACUUCGCCGAGAUGGAGAGGUUGGAUGCCGACGAUCGGGGUCUCGUGGCCAACGGCGUUCCGGCGCAGCGGGACAUCGUCCAGUUUGUCGCUCUGAACAAGUACAUAGACCAGCGGAUGAACCGAGCUCAGUCGUACAACCAGUCGGCCUUAGCGAGAGACGUCCUAGCCGAAGUCCCCAACCAGCUCCUCUCAUACAUGAAGAUGAAAGGCAUUCCUCCUCCCGAUCCUUCCUCCUCACCAAUGAACCGGUACAUGGGGCUGGACAUGGAGCAACAGAGGGUGAAUCUUGCAGCCGAUGUCUUGCGGGAGAUCCCGAAUCAGCUCACCGGUCACAUGGGAUUGAAUCCUCCCUCUUUGGGCCACCCUCUUCAAUCAGAUGCUCCAUUGCAUCCAGGCUCAUCAGCCUCUAUGUAUUCCCCCCAUCACUCUUCCCCUUCUCCAGGUUAUCCCCCCCAUUCCUCUUCUCCUAUUCCAGGUUACCCUCCCAAUCCCUCAUUAGCUACUCCUGGCUAUCCACCAAAUCCUUCAUCUUCUGCCCCUGGAUAUACAAUCAAUCCUCAGCCUGCUGCUCCAGGGUAUUCACCCAAUCCCUCAUCAUAUGCCCCUGGGUAUCUUCCCCAAGCAACACCUGCACCAUCUGGCUAUGUUCCACAACCAUCACAUGUAUACCCCCCACAUCCAGAUAACCCUUCAGGUCUGUCAUGUCCUGCAUCUGGGUUCCUCCCAUCUGCUCCAGCAUCCUCUUUCAACCAGCAAUCUCCAGUUCCCAGCUACCCAUCCAAUCCCGCAUAUGUGCCAAACCCGAUCCAGCCGGGGUAUCCACCUGGAUCGAGCAAUUCCAGUUACCCGAGUAAUCCAUUGACUUCAGGUCACAUGGGCUACCCAUCCAACCAUGGAUCCCCAUAUUCUCACUGAAUGUUCCAUGAUUUUGACUUCUUUUGUGAUAUGUGUAUUUGAAACCCUCUCUGAGUGUGGAUCUGAAAGGUGCUCCUAAGUUUCAGCUCUUUGCCAAAAUGUUGAAACUUUAUCUUUGUUUUAUUGAUCAAAAUAUUUAUUUUAUCCCCUGUUUUUUUCUUUUAUUUUUUUUACUGGGC
Molecule: messenger RNA, 2616 nt
Organism: Darwinula stevensoni
Lineage: Eukaryota; Metazoa; Arthropoda; Ostracoda; Podocopida; Darwinulidae
Source: the annotation of a GenBank genome assembly